Hibiscus syriacus is the source of this 2743-nucleotide messenger RNA. Its product is annotated as probable pectin methyltransferase QUA2. Gene Ontology annotation, cellular component: cytoplasm. The transcript is spliced from 9 exons. Lineage: Eukaryota; Viridiplantae; Streptophyta; Magnoliopsida; Malvales; Malvaceae. Gene Ontology annotation, molecular function: methyltransferase activity. The record is from RefSeq and is a predicted model, not a curated record. The coding region runs from base 259 to 2346 and encodes 695 amino acids.
UUAUUUUCCCCCAAACUUUUCACGAGCUCUGUCCUGUUCGGGUCGAUACAAAAACCGCCUACUCGAGAGAGGUCGCCAUUUAAGCAAGGCAACAAACACAUAAAAGAAGAGUUUUCUCUUAGUUCAAACAAAAGGAAUUUUCUUCUUUAGAUCAUAAUUUGAUGAAAUCUCGCUUGUUUUAAGCCUCCCUUUGCGCUAUCUUCAUCUGCACACCUCUACUUGUACAAACAAGGCCCUUGGGGAUUUCAGGUUAUAACAAUGUCCCGGCCUCUGCAUCGAGGUGUAUCUGGAAUACGGAACUCGGGCAACAGCAAUGAUUUUUGGGACUCUCAAGUGAAAGAUAAAGCAGAGAAGGAAGAUUUGGAUAGAAAUCACCCUUCCGAUCCGAGCUAUUCACCACUCAGGUUUCCUUUUCGGUUAUUUUGUCCGGAUAAUUCACCUUCUAAAUAUGGUACCACUGAGGAUGGUUUUACAUCUGAUCCCUUCAGUGUUGGUUCUCCAAGAAGCCGGCAUAAGUUAACCGUGCUAUUUUUGAAGUUCAGUUUAGUUUUGAUUGUGAUUCUUGCCCUUACUGGAUCAUUUUGGUGGACACUCUCCAUUUCAACAAUGUCUAGGGGUCAUAUAUUCCAUGGUUACAGACGACUGCAAGAGCAACUUGUUUCUGAUUUGUGGGAUAUAGGUGAGCUUUCACUUGGUCCUUCAAGGAUGAAAGAAAUAGAAUUAUGCCCUGAGGAGUCUGAGUAUCACAUUCCAUGCUUUAAUGUUUCGGAGAAUCUUGCUUUGGGUUAUUCUGAUGGUAAUGAGUAUGAUCGAUUAUGCGGACAAGGCUAUAAGCAAAGUUGCUUAGUUCUUCCACCUGUGAACUAUAAAAUUCCUCUAAGGUGGCCAACUGGGAGAGAUGUAAUUUGGGUUUCAAAUGUCAAAAUUACUGGUCAAGAGGUCUUCACUUCUGGCAGUUUAACCAAGAGAAUGAUGAUGCUAGAGGAAGAGCAGAUUUCAUUCCGAUCAGCAUCGCUUAUGUUUGAUGGUGUGGAAGACUAUUCCCAUCAGAUUGCUGAAAUGAUUGGAUUGAGAAAUGAAUCUAAUUUCGUACAAGCUGGGGUCAGAACUAUCUUGGAUAUAGGAUGUGGUUAUGGUAGUUUUGGAGCUCACCUCUUUUCCAAGCAGCUCUUAACCAUGUGUAUUGCAAACUACGAGUCGUCAGGCAGUCAAGUCCAACUCACACUAGAAAGGGGCCUUCCUGCAAUGAUUGGUUCUUUCAAUUCGAAACAGCUACCGUAUCCAUCUCUUUCAUUUGAUAUGCUGCAUUGUGCUCGCUGUGGUUUUGACUGGGAUAAAAAAGAUGGUAUUUUCUUGAUUGAAGUUGAUAGAGUUCUAAAGCCUGGUGGAUACUUUGUGUGGACUUCACCUCUUACCAAUGUUCAGAGUUUUGUUCGUAACAAAGACAUGAAGAAAAGGUGGAACUUUGUUCGUGAUUUUGCAGAAAAUCUCUGCUGGGAAUUGAUGUCUCAACAAGAUGAAACUGUUUUGUGGAAAAAGACCAGUAAAAAGAAUUGUUACAAUUCCCGGAAGCCUGGUUCUGGUCCUCCUAUCUGUAGCAAAGGACAAGAUAUUGAAUCUCCAUAUUAUCGACCUCUACAGAACUGUAUAGGUGGCACACAUAGCCGCCGUUGGCUUCCUAUUGAGGAGAGGCCAACCUGGCCUUCUAGAUCUAACUUAAACAAGAAUGAACUAGCACUAUAUGGAUUAAACUCAGAAGAACUCAAUGAGGAUACUGCAAACUAUAAAACAGCUGUUCGUAAUUUUUGGUCUCUUCUGUCACCUCUAAUAUUCUCGGAUCAUCCAAAGAGACCUGGUGAUGAGGAUCCUUCUCCACCUUAUAACAUGCUCAGGAAUGUGCUAGACAUGAAUGCUCGCUAUGGUGGUUUAAAUGCUGCUUUACUGGAAGCAGGGAAGUCUGUUUGGGUUAUGAACGUAGUCCCGACAAGUGGACCCAACUACCUUCCCCUCAUUCUCGACAGGGGCUAUGUUGGUGUACUACAUGAUUGGUGUGAAGCAUUUCCAACAUAUCCUAGAACUUAUGAUAUGGUUCAUGCAGAAGGUCUUCUAUCCCUUGAGACCAGUCAACAUCGAAGAUGCACCAUGCUUGAUCUAUUCACUGAGAUAGAUCGAGUGCUUCGUCCCGAGGGUUGGGUGAUAAUCCGUGACACUGCUCCUCUCGUCGGAUCAGCCAGGGCUCUAACAACACGGUUGAAGUGGGACGCCAGAGUCGUAGAAAUUGAAAGUAACAGCAAUGAGAAACUUCUCAUCUUUCAGAAACCUUUCUUUAAGAGGCAAGCAAGUUGAGAACAAUUUCUCGAUAAAUCCCUAGUUCACGUCUUCGAAUUCAGGCUCAUAAUGUGCAUGUUAAAUAGUCAUCAUAAAGCUCCACCAUAGAAGGGGAUAUACUAUAUGUUUUGUUGAACAUAAAGAAGAUAGAGAAGGAAUCUUGAUGAGACCAACGGCGACAACUCCUAUGGAGCCGUAAGGCAAGCAUAGGACUUUUUAAUUACUCGAUCGAGGCAGAAUUGCAAGUGAGAAACUAUAGGGUCAGGUUUAAAUUUUCAUGUUUAUGUCUCAUUAUGAAUAUACAACCACAUGAUUAAGAUUGUGAAAGAUGAUUUACAGAAUAAGUGCUAUUAGCUGUGCAGUAUAGAUUAAAAAAAAAACAAAUAAGUCCUUAGACAGUGCCAUUUAUGAUGAA